AACUUGCAAUCGGUGACACACACUUCAGGCUCACAAAAAUAUUGCAGACGACACUUUUAGUUUUAUAUCCCAGCAUCCUUAGCGAGACGCACAAAUCAUGGACGACGGUGGCAAUUCUGGAAAUUGCAGUGGACUUGAAGAGUUUCUGUACCCGACAAACCCUGAUGUACCCGACUAUGGCUUUGAUCUGUAUGAGCGUGUUGCCAAGCUGGAGGGACAGGUUAAAGACCAAGAAGAUGAGAUAACGUGUCUCAAAGCAGCUCUGGCUGAUGUAGUAAGAAGAUUAGCAACAUUAGAGUCUUGUAAAAAUUCACAGCGAGGGGUACCGCAAGGACCUUUCAAAAUCAAAGAUUUGACAGGGUUUUUAAGCCACUCUCCCUUGCCAUCCAGACCUCCCAUGUACAAUGAUGUCACCAAGUCCAAAACCAAAAUCUUACUCUCACCGGCCACGCCGGAGUCACAGAGACGGGGCAGAACAGGGUCAUUUGGCAGCAGCUCCUCAGGUAGUGACGGAAGACUCAGAAAAUGGGGCUCCCAUGAUAGUUAUAGCUUCCCGUCGGAUUCCCCUAGAAAAAGUGCCUCCAUGACAAACAUCCACAAUUCAGGGGAAGUUAAUGGGGCACGGCCACGGCCAAGCAAGGAGGCGCAAUACAAUGCAGAUGAAGGAUGGGUACGUAUGUAUAUGAGAGGGCGACCGGUUACCAUGUUCAUGCCAACUGAUGUUGGAGAAUACUCGAUCAAAGCAAAGCAAGACCCCCCAGCGGAGAAGCUCAAGUUGGAAUGGGUGUAUGGUUACAGAGGGAAAGACUGCCGCACCAACUUACAUAUCUUGCCAACUGGGGAGAUUGUCUACUUUAUGGCAGCUGUAGUCAUCCUGCACAACGUGCAAGAGAACACCCAGAGACAUUACUUGGGGCACAAUGACGAUGUCAAGUGUCUUGCCAUUCAUCCCAACACUGUGACCAUAGCAUCUGGACAAGUGGCUGGACAUGACAAGGACGAAGGCAAACCCCAUGUUCGCAUCUGGGACUCGGUCAACCUGAACACACUGCAUGUCCUGGGUCUUGGCUUCUUUGACAGAGCUGUAUGCUGCGUGGGAUUCUCCAAGCAUGACAAAGGCACCCAGCUGCUGGCUAUUGAUGAAUCUAAUGACCACGUACUGUCAGUCUGGAACUGGGAGAAGGAGAAGAAGCUUGCUGACUGCAAGAGUUCAGGGGACCCGGUUGUGGCUGGGGAGUUCCACCCCCUGAUUGAGAAUCACAUGGUCAGCUGUGGUAAGGGCCACUUACUCUUCUGGACUCUGGAGAACAACAAGCUUACCAAGAAAGCUGGCAUCUUUGAGAAGAAACAUGAGAAGCCCAGGUUUGUGCUGUGCCUUACCUUUGCUGGCAAUGGGGAUCUGAUCACUGGUGAUUCCAAUGGGAACAUCUUCAUUUGGGCCAAAGGCAGUAACCGCAUCAGCCAGGCCAUAAAGGCCCACGAUGGCCAGAUCUUCUCCCUCGUCAUGCUUCCAGAUGGAAGGCUGCUGUCUGGGGGUGGCAAAGACAGGAAAGUCAACAUCUUUGACACCUCCUACGAUGUGACUGUCACACUCGUGUUGCCCGAGUCCACCGGGCCUUGCCGCUGCCUGUGCCCCGGUAAAGACAAGGACAUCUACGUGGGCACAACCCGUAAUGCCAUUCUGCAUGGAGAUAUGGAAGGGGAAACGUUCACCCCGGAUGUGGUGGCACACACCGAUGAAUGCUGGGGUCUUGCAAUCCACCCCAACCAGAGCCUGUUCCUAACUUGUGCCUAUGACAAGCAUGUCAUCAUGUGGGAUGCGGAGCAGCACCGCCCACUUUGGAUGAAAACCAUGGAGGAGGAUCCCUGUCAGUCAGCCUGCUUCCACCCCAACGGUUCAGUGGUGGCCCUUGGCAUGAAGACUGGGCGCUGGAUGGUGUUGGAUGCUCAGAACCAGGAUCUUGUCACUGUCCACACCGAUGGCAAUGAGCAGCAUGACAUCAUCAGAUACUCGCCAGAUGGAAAUUAUCUAGCAGUUGCCUCCCAUGACAACUUCAUUUACAUCUACGCAGUGACUGAAGAAGGACGCAAGUACAGCAAAGUUGGCAAAUGCUCAGGCCACUCCAGCUUUGUCACCCACAUUGACUGGUCGGCUGACUCCAACUACCUGGUCUCCAACUCUGGAGACUAUGAGAUCCUGUACUGGAAGGCUGAGAACUGCCGCCAGAUUCCCUCGGCUACCAACAUGCGGGACACCGAGUGGGCAACCUUCACCUGUGUCUUUGGUUUCCCGGUCUGCGGGAUCUGGCAGGAAGGAAGUGAUGGCACUGACAUCAAUACUGCCUGCCGCUCUCGUUCUGGUGCAAUACUAGCUACGGGUGAUGACUUUGGCAAGAUCAAUCUCUUCAGCUACCCUGUCACCCAGCCUAAGGCUGGCCACAACAGCUUCCGUGGUCAUAGCAGUCAUGUGACAGCAGUGGACUUCUCCAAUGACGACACCCGUCUCUUCUCUACUGGCGGCCGUGACAUGUCCUGUAUGCAGUGGAAGGUGGUGUAAAAGAGACAAGAAACCCACACCACCAUUCACCAGAAUGGGUUUUUCCCUCCCCCCGUUGAAUUUUUUUUUGUCCUAAAGUGUUUUUGAGCACAGGUGACUUUGUUUGGUGUCCCACAGUUGUCUGAUCCACAUCUUUUGUAUCAUGUUCUGUGAUUUUUCUCAACAAAAAAAAGCUGAUCUCUACAAGUUCAGAAGCGUAUUCAUAAAAAAGAAAGUUUCAUCAAAUAAAAUUUUUAAUCUCAGAUGUCCUUCUAGAUGGUAUAUUUUCAGGUGUAAUCACUGUAAUUUAGAUUGCUGGAUAGGAUUCUAUUUAGAUGUCACACCAUUAUUCUAAGUGAUGUGAUUCGGUGAUAAUUAAUGGAACUCACUCAAGUUACAAUUAUAAAUUGUAGAGGUGGUUUGUCCUUCAUGUUUGGAAAGGGAUACUUCGAUGAGCCCAAUCACUCAGCGUGGUGUUAAUUUUACACUUGGAAAUGUUACAAAAUAUCUCCACAGUCUUUUUUUUGUAUUUUGCACUUCAGCACAUGCACAUCAUUGAUUUAACAGGGCUGCUUAUUCUUAAAGCACGCUACGUUGAACAAAAAUGGCAUGUUCAUGAUGUGGUAGGCUUUUGGUUUCCAUGGACAUGUUGUCAUAGUUCUCUCAGUAAAUCAGGCCAGUUGAAUGUGGCAGAAAAGCUUCAUUUAGUAAUGACUAAAGUGAAGUAACCUUUAUGCCUAGCAAGGCCUUUCUACCAGUUGUACAGAGCCGAGAUCACAGUGGGUGGCGAAAGCUGAAUAUAAGGUUGCUCAGAACUAUGUCCUUCAUUCUUGGAAGCCUUCUCUUUAAAAAUCCGCCAGUUCGUAUGUUUAAUGUCAGUUUAUUGGAGCAGUUGAUCUUUAUCCAGUAAUUUUUUUUUAGUUGCAAGUACAUUUAAAUACAGACUACUUUUGUACAUUUUACACUGUCUUUUCAUUCAUUUUGAACAGGUUUGUGGUGGCCGGUGUAAGUUUGGAAUUUUUUUGCCAAUGGAGAAGUAACAGCAUUUUUAAGAAAUAAAAAGAAAAGAUGGUCAAAUUUCUACUCUUGUAAAACACAAACUAAAAGUGAAAACUUUCCACUAUUUUGGUUUAAUGCUGUAUCAGACUGGGUUGAGAUGAACCUGUUUCAAUAAUCAUCUAAUGUGGUACCAUAAUUCCUCUUGGCUAAUGAGUUAGACUCCAUUAACAAGAUGCUCAUUACAUGUAUUUAGCAACUUUCAUUUGAAAACUUGUCUUUCUUUGUACUUUCCCUGCUGCAGGGUUAAUUGGCGAGGGAUAGGAAGGCAGAUUAAGUUGUACGUAGGCGUUACCUGUGAAUGUAAGCCAGAUAAGCCGCAGCCAAUUUGUUUUACAAUUUGGCUUACAUCAGAUCAGCUUAAAGUAAAAGGCAAUUUAUUAGGUUACAGUGCAAGUCAAAUCCUCUAGAAUGUGACAGAAGUUUCCCUCUGACCUUUUUCCUCUUCAUUUUUGAUUUGACACCGGCUAUUGUGGAAUUGUGGAUGGAUGUAUGCAUUUGCACUGGUAUAUUGGGAAGGCACAAAAAUGGGUCUGUAAAUUUGAGACUUUUGUUAACAAUUUGGAUUUGAGUUCAUUUAGAAUUUCGAUACCCCAUUCUGGAUUUUUUUCUAUAACUGAAAAUUCACGGUUAAAGUGCCACGAGUGAACCAUAUAGUCCAGGAUCAUCUGACCACGAGUGAGUUUCAUGAACAAAGUCUGCCUAGUGUCUCAGUAAGUUUUUUGCGAGGAACGUGUGAUAACUGAUUGUAAAGAGAAUGGUGAGGCUACAGGAAUCAUCUAAGAAAGCACACAAAAAAAACCAAAAGCACGAAUACAAAGGGCAGAUUUCAUUGAAAACUUUCUUUGUGUAGGGCACUGCCUCAAAACAGUUUUCACAGCAUCUGAUGGAUACAGGUAGAUGUAGUUGAUAACAUAUAAAUCCUGGGUACAGUAUUUUUGAAAGACCCAUCCAGAAUAGCAAUUUCAUAUUGCUAAAAGUUGAGGUUACUCCAGUUGACGGCAUUCUGUUGUGUCUCAGUCGUAGUUCUUUUGAGACUGAACAAGCUUGAACAGACUUGUGUUCUGGGCUUCCUUUUUAAGAACUCUUCGUGCCCUGAAAGUUUAGUUUUUCUUGUUUUAUCUUUGGUGUCUACCUCUGCAUGGUUUCCAAAGUCAUGACAAAGCAUGAGGUAGGCUAGCGCGGGGUAUGUGUUUUGAUGGAACAGUGGAUGGUUUGAAGACUGUCUUGAUCUCUUGCUGCAAAGAUCCAGUGCUUUUCCUGAAACACAGUGCAGGUCUGUAUUGUGUACGCACGUGCCUGAAGCACAAACCUGAAAAGGUAGUUCCUAAGUAAAUACUUUGUUCCAAAUGAAUAAAGGAAAAAGCUAUCAACUGGAAAAAUACUGGACCCAGGAAAUAAUAAAACUAAACUAUGUAAGAGCUUUUUUGUAGUUCACAAGAUGUGAAGUAAGCUUAUAGUGUAAGAUAUUGAGAUGUCGUACCACACUUCAGCUGUAUUUUCAUGUGGAGUAACCACUGUGGAUCUGUAUUUCUCUAUGGACAAAAUAAAGUAUGUCAAACAAGGA
Molecule: messenger RNA, 5159 nt
Organism: Acanthaster planci (crown-of-thorns starfish)
Lineage: Eukaryota; Metazoa; Echinodermata; Asteroidea; Valvatida; Acanthasteridae
Product: 77 kDa echinoderm microtubule-associated protein-like
Biological process (GO): microtubule cytoskeleton organization
Cellular component (GO): mitotic spindle
Molecular function (GO): microtubule binding
Source: RefSeq, a predicted model, not a curated record